Molecule: messenger RNA, 2040 nt
Organism: Aspergillus thermomutatus
Lineage: Eukaryota; Fungi; Ascomycota; Eurotiomycetes; Eurotiales; Aspergillaceae
Exons: 7
Coding region: 1-2040 (679 amino acids)
Source: RefSeq, a predicted model, not a curated record
AUGGACCAGCUCUCCCUCAUUGCGGGAAGCAUUGGGCUUCUGCUGGCCCCCAUCCUGAGUCUGUAUACCCUGCAAAAUAUCAGCUACUGGGCCGUUCGAUUGAUAACAACCGAUCAUCGACCCCUCUCUCAUGGCUAUAAGGACCGAGAUGGGGAGGCGGCCCCCGACGUGUCCCAGCAGACCGCACAGCGGCCUCUUCGCAUGGUGAUCUUAGCCCUGGUGCUCGUGGGAACGGCUGUUUCGGGCUUGCAAACAGGCAUGGUAGCCCGUCCUUUGGCCAAUCGAGCGAACUUGGUGUGUUGGGCGGGGGUCGGAAUCUGGGUCUGUCUCCUGCUCCAAUGCACGGCGCUUGCAGCCUUCCAUGCAAACCUCAUUGCAGACGAUCCGAAUACCACCUUGGUCGUACUCGCCGGGGUGGAGGGCUCAGUUGGCGCAACCGUCGGACUUCUCUGCCUAGCGCGGGCCAUCAUCCCGCAGCCCAAGGUUAUGAUUCUGGACGAGGCAACGGCCUCGGUGGGACAAGGCCACAGACGCCCUCAUCCAACGCAGCCUGCGCUCCGCCCUGGGCCAGCGCCAGACAACACUGCUGGUUAUUGCGCACCGGCUGAGGACGGUCACGGAUGCGGACACGCUGCUGGUUCUGGAGAGUGGGCGGAUCGUGGAGUCGGGGAGCCCGCGCGAGCUGCUGCUGCUGCGUGGGGAUGGCUGUUUCCGGGGCAUGGUGGCGCAGGAUCCGGAGAGGGAGAUGCUCGAACGGGUUAUUCUGGGGGGGAUGAUGCUUUCCGGAGCAUCAACUACGAAACAGGAAUUGAAGCACAGAUACAUGAUCUUCGCUUUCUUGGUCGUACUCUGAUGAUCCUCCUAUUGCUUCUUCUUGACAGUCUGGGUAUUCUUUCUCCAGCCUCAGUGAAGGACGCUCGCCAGCUGAACACACCCAAGGUAGCUGUCAGUGCAGGUGCUCAAUCAAAAUCUCCCCUCCCCUCCUCCUUCUAUCCCAUGGCAAUCCAUGCCCACGAUGUUCGAAAUCUGGUCAACGGAAAUGUCGCGGGAGAUCAAAUUGGAGGAAGCAAAUUCGGAGGCGAUCAAGUUGCGGGCAACAAGAUCACGAUUGAAAUGCGCAAUCUCAUAUUCGAUCCCGCGAUUCUAACACAGCUCGGAGUAAAGAACCCGGACGGCGGUAUCUCGGACGAUCUUCAAGGAAUUUGUCAACUGGUCGCGAGCAUGAUUCUUGCUGAGCUUGAGGAAAACCGUUCGAAGCCAUCACACACCAUUGUCGGGAUACCGGAAACGAGACGCGCCCUCGAAGAAUUCCACACGUUACGCUACACUGCCACGUUCGACACGAGCAAAGGAGGUCCUGGGAUCAAUCUUUCCGAUAUACUCCCACUUCUAGCCAUGCCGACCCUGGCUGAUCCGGAAGCGACCCUCCACUACUAUGCCCUAAUGCGCAAGAUUCGACGCCGGAAGGAAGGCCAUACAACUUGUUCUCUGCGACAAUCUCGGCGACUCCAGGACCGGGUAGCAGAGUCUCACUCCUCUCUACUCCUUGUCAAAGGCUCCUUUCCUACUCGUCCUCCGCUCAGAGACUUUGCUGCAGGCAUGAUAGGUCUGCUCCAAAAAGAGAAGGCUAUUGUUGCUUGGGUCCUUCAGGCCAAGAGUCAGCCACCACAUGCGUAUGAUACCCUGGAUAUUUUGAAACAGCUUGUCUCGCAGAUCCUGCAGCAAACUCCAGCGACGGUCAACGAACGCAGCGCUUCGCUAACCGCGAGGAGGAUUCGGGAUGCAUCGACUCCAGAAGACUGGUUCAGCGUAUUGGGAUCGGUCCUAGGAGGUAUUAAGCAAGUCUACCUGGUGAUCGAGACGGAGGCUUUUGCGGACCGGGCAAAGGAGUAUGGAUGGUCAGGUCAAUUCGCGAGUUUAUUCAAUGAGUUACAGGCACGUCGGAUCUCCACCACUGUAAAGGCCAUUUUUAUCAGCUGUUGCAAACCCAUAGUGAGACAGUUUGAGGCCGAUUGUGGCACGGUGAUCGACGCUGGCUGA